AUCAUUUAAAUCGUGUGGCGCCAGAAAAGCUGGACCAAAGCGAAUUGAAACCAGGAGUACCUGAGUUAGGGCUAGGGUGAACUUGGGCAUUGUCAGUGUACUCCCCUUUCUGGGUGUGCGCCAUAAGAUCUCCGCCUAGUUCCUGCUUCAGGUCCCACUCUGACCCGAUCCUAAGAGGGAAAAAAAACAAUGUCAGGAGUUCUGAAUGGAGAUAUCUCGGGAAAUACUAACCGUCGCAGAGGGUCUCCAUCACCUGACUUUACCGACGAUCUAACCUGCAAGGUUAUGCUAUUGGGAGACUCUGGUGUUGGCAAGACUUGUUUCCUUCUCCAGUUCAAAGAUGGGGCAUUUCUGUCUGGAGCGUUCCUGGCAACUGUGGGCAUCGAUUUCCGGAAUAAAGUGAUAUCUGUGGAUGGAGAAAAUGUUAAAUUACAGAUCUGGGACACGGCUGGCCAGGAGAGGUUUCGAAGUGUGACACAUGCUUAUUACAGGGAUGCACAAGCUCUGCUCCUUUUAUAUGACAUCACCAGUAAAACCUCAUUUCAGAACAUCCGGGCCUGGCUCUCAGAGGUUGAAGAAUAUGCUCACAAGGAUGUGGUUCUCAUGCUGCUAGGCAACAAGAAUGACGUGUCUGGUGCACGGGUCAUCAGAAAAGAGGACGGAGAGGCACUGGCAAAGGAGUAUGGAAUUCCCUUCAUGGAAACCAGUGCGAAGACUGGCAUGAAUGUAGACCUGGCAUUUACGGCUGUUGCAAAGGAGCUGAAACAGAGAUCCAGGCAACAGAAAGAUCCCAAAUUCCAGAUCAAUACGUACAUUGAGAAACAGCAAGUGAAAAACAGUUGCUGUAAAUAUAUUUAAUUUUGUCAAGAAGCUUAGUCAUCUGUCCAGUACUCAAGAACCACGCCAAAAAAUUUACAUAUGGAUCAAAAUCGCUGUUAGAAAAAUCCUAUUGUGCAUACUGAGAAGUCAUAAUACGAAGAUACAGCCGACAGUGGUUGCUAUGGCAGUUUAAUUUCAGACAUGCAAAAUUGGAAAUCACAUUGGAACCUUAAGCAGAAACAGCCGCUUUGACUCAAGCUAACAGAAUACUGCAGAAGAGCUUAAAAUUUGCCACAAUAAAUUGCUAAACAUAAAAUCACAUGGCCAUGGGAAUGCAAGUGAAACUUAGAUGCGUGGGCAUAAAUACGUGCGUGCUUAUUUUAUUUUUAUAUCUCUUUAUUGGACAUUUUUUUGCGAAGAGUAUUUUGUUUACAUUUCAGAUAAAAAUGUCUCGUAUUGUUACUUUUACAUUCUGAUAUGAUUGAUCUGUCCUAAUUUGCUGCAGGUACAGCACAAGACGGGGGUGUCAUGAAAACAAUAGCACAUUAUUUUUUUUUGGUAAUAAAAUUAUUUUGCAAUAGACUAUUAAGCCAUAGAAUGAAAGUAAAACUGUAUUAAUGUACAGGUUUGUGGUUCAGAUGUAAGUAAAAAGGUACAGUUUUGUCAUAUAUAUAUUUAUAUACAACUGGUACAAUGCCAGAAGUGUUCGAAUGUAUGUAAUCUAGACUCCCUUACAUUCAGUCGCCUAUAGUCCCCCACUGUAAAUACACUCCACCCCAGAACCUGUACUAUGAACAGCUGAGCACUCGUUCGCUGAUUCCUAGUGUUAGGAAUGUUAUGAGUUUACUAAUGAGGGUGACGAGGGCACACAGUGCGGGCUAACACUGCUCCACAACCAGCCUCUUCAAUCACAACAAAGGCAUAAUUGCAGCCCUGAUAUGGACCAGGUUACCAAAAAUCUAGGACAUGGAGAGAUAGAUUAGGGAUUCAGACAUUGCUCCCUCACUCUUAUGGAAGAUAUAGCGGUGAUCCUGAAAUUAAAGUAUUAAGGAGCUGGUGCUUUGUUGCCCUUUCCCUGAAUUAUUUCUAACAAAAUCUGAUCAAUAUGUACAGCUUAAUUUAGAGAGAUUCUGCAGGUUUCCGUAAGACUAAAAAUCAUUUUAGAACUCUUCUUUCCUCUGCAUAUUCCUAAACCGAAUUCUUCAGUUCUCUCCAUACACUAAUUUGUUUGACUUAAGUAAACAGCUGUAUAAGCCCUUGAAGCCUAAAAUUUGUAAUUCGUGUAAAUCACGCUAAUUAUGGCCUCAAUUUAAUAAGCUUUUC
This is a messenger RNA of Pelobates fuscus (common spadefoot toad), 2142 nucleotides long. RefSeq names its product RAB37, member RAS oncogene family (gene RAB37). NCBI's taxonomy places the organism in Eukaryota, Metazoa, Chordata, Amphibia, Anura, Pelobatidae. The coding region runs from base 190 to 858 and encodes 222 amino acids. Gene Ontology annotation, molecular function: GTP binding; GTPase activity. The transcript is spliced from 9 exons. The record is from RefSeq and is a predicted model, not a curated record. Gene Ontology annotation, biological process: regulation of exocytosis.